AUGGUCUCCGAAGGCAGGACCCCUUCUAUCCUCCCCAAACCUUCCACACAGGUGAUUCCUAGUGCAAGCUGUCUGGAGAGCACUGUUGGUGACGCUAGUAUGGCCGGUGGUGGUGGCAGUGGCCAGUCGACGAGUGCACUAAGGGAAAUUUUAUCAAGACUGGCGGCUGAAGUACGAGUAGGCCACCUCUUCCGGAUGCGCCCAGUCCGACCAACGCCCAUGCCUCCCAGUACAAUUCGCUCAGCCCUCAACCAUCCUAAUAUUGUAACGCUGCUGGCAGCUGGUCCUGACUACCAAAACGGGAUUCUAGAAUAUAUUGUCACCGAAUUAGCCUCUGAAGGUGAUUUGUAUCAUUUAAUCCACAGGAGAAGAUCUGUUGAAUAUAAUCUAUCCAAUGCCCUCUCCUGGAUAGCUCAAUUAUCCGAGGCGCUGGCCUUCCUCCAUGAGCGUUCUUCCACUCCAAUAAUUCACCGAGACGUCAAACCUGCUAACUGCCUCAUCUUUGAUGGGGGCGCUCGUCUCAAACUCUGCGACUUUGGAUCAGCCGAAUCCUCCCACCUUUCCGAACUAAUGAGCUCAACUCGACGAGGCACUGCAGGCUUUAUGGCGCCAGAACUUUUUGCCAUCGAUUCAACAACUCCCAUCAACUACACCGUGAAGAGUGAUAUAUUUUCGGCUGCAAUGACCUUCUGGGAGAUUCUGGCUCGACAGCAUGUCUGCCCCCCUGAUGAGUCCUUUUUUGUGACGCUUGUCCAGCUGGUUCAUAAACACCGUCGUCCUCGCCCACUGCGAGGCUGCCCCAUCUUUCUUCUGCGUCUUCUCGAGAGGUCUUGGUCCGAGAAUCCGGAAAAAAGGCCGAGAAUGAGCGAGAUCGCGGACCUCCUGGGCCAUAUUAAGACGCGGAUUCUUGAUCCAGGUGUGAUUUCUCACCCCUUGUUUAUUCCACCUCUGCCUUCUGAUUUUGCCCUAAGUCCGGCAGCUGCGUACACCACCCAUGAUCAAUGGGAGGAAGAAGAAGAUGUUACUGAUUCUGCCCCUCAGUCCACUUGGAUGGAAGAUUGUCCGGCACAAGAAUUACUGCUUUUAUCCCCUUCACCAGUUCUUUUGAAACCUCUUGAACUCUCCGUUGUUUGCGAUGACUCGGAUAUGGACUAG
This is a messenger RNA of Echinococcus granulosus, 1155 nucleotides long. Its product is annotated as Mitogen-activated protein kinase kinase kinase 7. The transcript is spliced from 7 exons. The coding region runs from base 1 to 1155 and encodes 384 amino acids. Lineage: Eukaryota; Metazoa; Platyhelminthes; Cestoda; Cyclophyllidea; Taeniidae. Gene Ontology annotation, molecular function: ATP binding; magnesium ion binding; MAP kinase kinase kinase activity. The record is from RefSeq and is a predicted model, not a curated record. Gene Ontology annotation, biological process: protein phosphorylation; JNK cascade; positive regulation of canonical NF-kappaB signal transduction.